Panicum virgatum (switchgrass) is the source of this 3782-nucleotide messenger RNA. RefSeq lists its product as uncharacterized. Gene Ontology annotation, biological process: regulation of DNA-templated transcription. Gene Ontology annotation, molecular function: protein binding; sequence-specific DNA binding; zinc ion binding. Bases 314 to 3331 code for a protein of 1005 amino acids. Gene Ontology annotation, cellular component: mitochondrion. Lineage: Eukaryota; Viridiplantae; Streptophyta; Magnoliopsida; Poales; Poaceae. The transcript is spliced from 9 exons. The record is from RefSeq and is a predicted model, not a curated record.
AUUUCUCUCUCUCCUCUACCUUCUCUCUAAAAGACGGGAUACACAGAACAACAGGAAAACAAAUAGAGGAGAGGAAGGAAGAAAGAAGAGCACCUAUCUACUCCAUGGGCUGUGGAGCUGCUCCCAGGAAUCCCCUCUGGGUUUGACGAGAUUCAUACAGAAAAAUAAUUCUCAUUUUUCCCUUUCCCCCCAAGAAUUUACCUGUGCGGGAGAACUGCUUGUUUCUGCUUUGUUUUUCCAUUUUUGUUUUAUUGCGAUUUUUUUUUUGGUCCGUUCUUCUUCACCUGUGUGGAGGUGGGGGCCUGAGGGAAUCAUGGGGAAGGAAGGACCCUGCCGUCAUUGCGGAGUCCCAAGUACUCCCCUUUGGCGAAAUGGGCCACCAGAUAAGCCGGUGUUGUGCAAUGCAUGUGGCUCGAGAUGGAGAACGAAGGGUUCGUUGGCAAACUACACCCCAAUGCAUCGGAAGGAUGAUAUUGAUGAUGAUGAACCUAGAAUUAACAAGCUGAAGCCACCAACAUCAAAGUUGAAAUCACAGAAGAAAAAAGCAAAUCACAUCAUAAUUGAGAAUGGGCUAUUUUCUUGUCAGAAUUUCCGAAAGAUGGGGGAUCCUGACCCAAGCUAUCGAUCUGGUUCAGGAUCUGCAGUAUCAUACUCUGAGAAUUGUGGGCCAUAUGGUGCCUCUAAUGCAAGCGAAAUGACAGGUUCAGCACAAUCACAUGCUUGGGAGUCCCUAGUGUCAUCGAGAAAAAGGAGCUGGGUCACUCGUCAAAAACCUUCACCAGUAGAAAAACUUGCAAAAGAUCUUAACUCCAUCAUGCAUGAAGAGCAGCUAUAUUACCUUUCAGGAUCAUCAGAGGAAGACCUACUAUACCAUAGUGAAACUCCUGUGGGCUCCUUAGAGAUAGGAUCUGGAAGUGUGCUUCUAAGGCAUCCGAACUUGAAAUCACUGGAAGAAGAAUCAGAAGCAAGCUCCAUUCCUGCAGAUAACAAAUCAUACAUCACAAGUGAAUCCUACUCUGGGUCUGCCUCGUUUGUUGCUCAUAGUGGAAACAGAGCAGCAAUCAACCUAAAUGCUGCAACUGCAAGGCCAAAGAGGUUGCCGCUGAAUAUUGAAGAUAAUGCUAGAAGGGAUAAACUUCAUUACGGAAAUCAGCAUAUCCCAGAGAGUAUUGAUUCAGCUUUAGUUUCAGUAGGUUUAGAGGAAAAGGAGAUUAAGGCAACUGGGGGUGUGGAGAAUAUCAGUCGAUCAAAAGGCUUUACCAAGUCCACUAUGAAUCUGCUCAAAAGAUCCCAUGACACUCACAUUCAGAGUGACACAGAACUAGAGGGUACCAUGAUGAAUCAUAAAAAAGUUCUAAAAUCUGGGGAUUUGGCUCCUGAAUUUAAAAGCUCAUCUCUGCUGAAAUCGAGCUAUCCCACCAAAGAUUCAACCUGCGCUGGAGAAGCACUUAACUUAUUUAUGUUACCCCCAGAAAAGUUAUCCCUGUUGGUCCCUCAACAAUAUGUCGAUGACGACUCUGAUCAAGACUUGCUGCUGGAGAUUCCUCUAAAUGCAUGGCACGCGGAGGCAGAACUUCUUUGUCAACCAUCUCAGCUGAGUUCAAUAACUCAGAGCUCCAACUCCGUGGAUGGGGUUGCUGGAGGAGAGGGGCGUCUCAAGCAACCAUAUGGAACCCAGCCCGCAAACCCGGCCUCCGGCUCGCCACUCUCUUAUCCCCUUUCCUUCAUCCGCAACGCAACGGAGGCCGCCCUUCUCCUCGCCGCUCCCCGCCCGCCCGCCCGCUCGCGCACCAUGCUGCUCCACCUCGUCACCUCCUCCUCCCCCCUAACCACGGCACGCCCCUCGACGCAGAGGCGUCCGUGCGUUUCCGCGGUGGCGGCGGUGACGAUUAGGUGCGCAGCGUCCUCCUCGAGCACCCCGUCGUCGUCUGCAUCGGAGGCGGCUGCUGCUGGGCAGCAGGUGGCGAAGGUGCACAGCUACGGGACGGUGGACUACGAGCGUCGCGCUCCGCUGCGGUGGGGAACCCUGUACCGGCGCAUCGCGGUGGGGCACGGCGGGCGGCCCGUGGGGCGCACGCUGGGGUCCUGGGACGAGGGGGAGCGCCGCCUCGACAAGUGGGAGCUCUGCCGCAUCGCCAAGGAGCUCCGCAAGUUCAGGAGGUUCAACCUCGCGCUCCAGGUUUAUGAUUGGAUGGCAGGGCGCAGAGAUAGAUUUCCACUCUCAUCAAGCGAUAUGGCAAUUCAGUUGGAUCUGAUUGCUAAAGUACAUGGUGUUUCACAUGCUGAGAAAUACUUUGAGGAUCUUCCUGAUACCAUGAAGGACAAGCGGACUUACGGUUCCCUUCUAAAUGUUUACGCCCAAGCUACGAUGAAAGAGAAAACGGAAGACACAUUUCAGCAAAUGAGGAAAAAGGGAUUUGCUUCUGACACGUUACCUUGUAAUGUGCUGAUGAAUUUCUAUGUGGAUGUUGGAGAGCCUGAUAAAGUGUCGUCAAUUAUUGAUGAGAUGAAGGAUAGAAAUGUUUCCUUUGAUGUAUGCACUUACAACAUAUGGAUAAAGAGCUGUGCAGCCAAACAAGAUGCUGACGAAAUGGAGCGAGUCUUUAGCCAGAUGAUCGCUGAUGAGUCUGUUAUUGCAAAUUGGACAACUUAUACCACACUGGCUAGCAUGUAUAUUAAGCUUGGGAACUCUGAGAAGGCAGAAGAAUGUUUGAAAGAAGCUGAAAAGAGAACUACAGGUCGGGAGAAAAAGUGUUUUCACUAUCUCAUCACACUCUAUAGCCAUCUUGGCAAGAAGGAAGAAGUUUACCGUAUUUGGAGCUGGUAUAAAGCAACUUUCCCUACAAUUCAUAACCUGGGUUACCAAGAGGUACUAUCAGCCCUUGUAAGGAUAGGAGAUAUUGAGGGAGCUGAGCUUCUAUAUGAGGAAUGGGCAUCCAAAAGCUCUAGUUUUGAUCCUAAGACUAUGAACAUUUUAUUGGCAUGGUAUGCUAGAGAAGGUUUGAUUACCAAGGGUGAGCAAAUUCUGAACCGAUUUGUUGAGAAAGGUGGAAACCCCAAGCCAAACACCUGGGAAAUCCUUGCCACAGCCUACCUGAAGGAUAAUAAAAUAUUGGAAGCUCUGUCAUGCAUGGAGAAAGCCACAGCAGUUAAAAGUGCAAGUAAAUGGAAACCAAGACCCACCAAUGUUGAGAGUCUUCUGGCAAGUUUCAAGGAGAAGAAUGACACAGAGGGUGCAGACAGGUUAGUGAGUGUACUUACAAGUAGAGGAUGUGCUGAGGAUGAAGAAUACAAGUCACUGAUUGACACCUAUGCUUUUGCGGGCACAUAAUGGUGGAGGCAAGAGUAACGAUAUGAUGAGUACCGUGCAUUGAACAAUUGCAUUGCUUGCCUGUAAUGUUUUCUAAACAUGUGUGCUCAAUUGGUACAGCUAUGUCAAUUCCAGAGGGGUUGCAUGCAUUUGAUCAGAUGUUUCGCUAGACAAAGCAAGACAACAAGGUACAUAGAUCUUUCUGAUCCUUGGCUCAGCUAGAAAUUCUAAAAUCAUGAACAAGGGGCCAAUUAGAUGGCUUCUUUGUACUUUCGAAAUGUAUAUUUACAUUAUUUUUGAGGAUUAAUCAAGCCUUCUUGGUGCAAUAGUUUUAUCAACAGCUGGUUGAGGUUGUUUACUUUCUGCCUACAAACCGGUUCAGUUUCUUAAUUUGUACAUAAACUAGAUUCGAUUGCUUUGCUUGAUUACCGUUGAAGUCAAUAAGAGGAUGCAUGACUAGAAGCUUUUUCUC